Trichosurus vulpecula (common brushtail) is the source of this 915-nucleotide messenger RNA. Its product is annotated as ubiquitin recognition factor in ER-associated degradation protein 1-like. Gene Ontology annotation, molecular function: polyubiquitin modification-dependent protein binding. The coding region runs from base 7 to 915 and encodes 302 amino acids. Lineage: Eukaryota; Metazoa; Chordata; Mammalia; Diprotodontia; Phalangeridae. The transcript has a single exon. The record is from RefSeq and is a predicted model, not a curated record. Gene Ontology annotation, cellular component: VCP-NPL4-UFD1 AAA ATPase complex.
UUCAAUAUGUCUGAUCAUCCUAACCCCCACGUUUUCCAGAACCGCUUCUCCACCCAGUAUCGGUGCUUCUCCGUAUCCAUGCUUGCAGGACCUAAUGACAGGUCAUAUGUGGAGAAAGGAGGGAAGAUAAUUAUGCCACCCUCGGCCCUGGAACAACUUAGUCAACUUAAUAUCACCUAUCCCAUGUUGUUCAAACUGACCAAUAAAAACUCCAACAGGAUGACCCACUGUGGCGUGUUGGAGUUCAUGGCAGAUGAGGGUAUUUGUUAUCUUCCCCACUGGAUGAUGCAGAAUCUGCUUUUGGAAGAGGGGGACCUGGUGCAAGUGGAGAAUGUCAACCUGCAAGUGGCCACUUAUACCAGAUUCCAGCCCCAGAGUCCAGAUUUCCUGGACAUCACCAACCCAAAGGCCGUAUUGGAAAAUGUUUUGAGAAACUUUGCCUGUCUGACCACUGGGGAUGUGAUUGCCAUCAACUACAAUGAAAAGAUCUAUGAGCUUCGCGUGAUGGAGACAAAACCAGAUAAAGCCGUGUGUAUCCUAGAGUGUGACAUGAAUGCCGACUUUGAUGCCCCCCUGGGCUACAAGGAGCCAGAGCGGCAGGAUCGGCAUGAGGAGACAGAGCACGUGGAAGCAGACCACAAUGGCUACGUUGGAGAUCUCGGGUUCCGGGCCUUCUCUGGCCCUGGAAACAGAUUGGACGGGAAGAAGAAAGGCAUAGAACCCAGUCCUUCCCCAAUCAAGCCUGGAGGCAUUAAAAGAGGAAUCCCUAAUUAUGACUUUAAACUUGGUAAGAUCACUUUCAUUCGAAAUUCAGGUCGGAUGUUCAAAAAAGUUGAAGAGGAGGCAGCUGGAGGCCGAUUCACUGCCUUUUCGGGAGAAGGACAGCCUUUACGCAAAAAGGGAAAGAAGCCAUGA